Molecule: messenger RNA, 1281 nt
Organism: Rosa chinensis
Lineage: Eukaryota; Viridiplantae; Streptophyta; Magnoliopsida; Rosales; Rosaceae
Exons: 2
Coding region: 335-1129 (264 amino acids)
Source: RefSeq, a predicted model, not a curated record
AAAUUACAUUCUGCUACCUAGUGUUAGUACUCUCCUGGACUAAUCAUGAAGGGGGAAUUCAGACAUUUCACUCUUAAACCAUGAUUAGCAUUUGGUAAAAUGUCGUAGACAGUUCAGUCCCCACCUAAACCUCUAAAAAGCAUCCAAAAUCGGUUUCUUUUUCCAGUGUCUGCUUUUGAACCACUGGAAACCAAAAGGAAAAUGUCAUCAAACUAUGGACCUCCAAUCUCCUCAGUAGUCAUUUUCACGAAACAUACUCCUCUUCCUUUCUCUCCCACCUCUUUUAUGUCAAGGUGAUCACAUGCCACAUUCCAUUACCUAAACACAGUGAGACAUGAGAGGAAUGAGGGGAAAAUUUCUCAAGACAUUGAAGUCCAUCCCAACAAUUAGUUCUUUCAGACAUGGCCUGGUUUUUCAGCUAAACCCCACAGAAAAGAUUUCCAUUCGGAAGAAUCACAGUUUCUCCGCUGAGCUUGUAGUUAAGGAAGCACUCAAGGAUGAAGAUAAAGAAUUGGGGUUCAAUGUUGGCGACAAUGAGAGUGUUACGCCACCAUUUUUAGAUUUUGAGGAAGAAACAGACGAGGAAGAAAACCUUCCAUCUUUGUUAGAUUUCGAAGAGAAAUGUCCACCCGGGGGAGGCGACUCUGUCAUUCUUUACACAACAAGCUUGACAGGUAUCAGAAAAACAUUUGAGGACUGCAAGGCAAUCCGAUUUCUGCUUGAAAGUUUCAAGGUAACGGUGCAAGAGAGGGACGUUUCGAUGCACAUGGAGUUCAGGGAAGAGUUGUGGAAGAUGUUUGAUAGUAAAGUGAUCCCUCCGAGGCUUUUCAUCAAGGGGAGGUACAUUGGAGGAGCUGAUGAAGUAGUAGUGCUUCAUGAGCAAGGAAAACUGAAGAAGCUCUUAGAAGGAAUCCCACAAGACCUGUCUGAUUCACCAUGUAGCGGCUGUGCCAACAUGCGAUUUGUUGUGUGCUUCAAUUGCAAUGGAAGUCGAAAGGUGUUUACAGACAGUGAUCAUGAAAAUGAUGAACUGCACGUUAAAUGUGCAAAGUGUAACGAAAAUGGUCUGAUCAGGUAUGUGCAGGUAGAUGAGAGUUCUUCUUACCUUCAGAUACCAAAUUCGAAAUGAUGGGCUAGGGAAGACCAUGCACAUGGCUCGUCCUAAUACUUGGAUAGAAGUCACUGAUUGAUAUUGAAAGGUUAUAUGUACUAAAAGAGGUGUGGGGCUAAUGAUGAAGCAUUCACGCCAACAACUUUAUGCUAAAGUGCCGAGGCAUCUUU